Messenger RNA from Alosa alosa (allis shad), 2787 nucleotides. RefSeq names its product G protein-coupled receptor 17 (gene gpr17). Gene Ontology annotation, cellular component: membrane. NCBI's taxonomy places the organism in Eukaryota, Metazoa, Chordata, Actinopteri, Clupeiformes, Clupeidae. The transcript has 2 exons. Bases 389 to 1402 code for a protein of 337 amino acids. The record is from RefSeq and is a predicted model, not a curated record. Gene Ontology annotation, molecular function: G protein-coupled receptor activity. Gene Ontology annotation, biological process: positive regulation of Rho protein signal transduction; phospholipase C-activating G protein-coupled receptor signaling pathway.
CACAGUCUCGUUCCUCCUGGGAAACAUCCUGUUGUCCCCGAGACGCCCCCUGGGUCCUGUCAGCGCUCUUACCCUGCCCUAUCCUGCCCUCACCGGCUCUGCUCUGGCUAAGCUCGGCUUCUGCGCUCAGCCCCGGUAUAGAGGCCCCUGGAAGACCUGAGCACCCAGUUCACUGAAGGGGAGGGAGAGCGAAAGAAAGACAAGCUACAGGGCUGCUGCCACGAUUAGACUGUUGCUCCCGCACCAGCUGUUAUCACCAACAGCCACACACCAACUACAGCCACUCUCUCUCUCUCUCUUUCUCUCUGGCCCUGUCCCACUCUGCUACACUUUCUCCUCCUCCUUCUACUCUACUGGCACUCCACUCCGAGAGGAGCUCCCGUCGGCAAUGGACACAUACAGCACCACACCCGAGGUUCCCGCGUUCCCAUCCAAUGUAACGUGCGCACCAGUCGAUAACACGGCAGAGAACCUGAUCUUCGGAUGCUACUACAUCCUGGUCUUCCUCCUGGCCCUGAAUGGCAACAGCCUGGCCCUGUGGAUCUUCUCCCGCCAACGCGGGACCUCCUCGCCAGCCAACGUCUUCCUGAUGCACCUGGCCGUAGCUGACCUGUCCUAUGUCAUCAUCCUGCCUCUGCGAGCCACCUACCACCUGACGGGCGGGCACUGGCCAUUCGGUGAGAUCCCGUGCCGCCUGGCAGGGUUCCUCUUCUACGUCAACAUGUACGCCAGCAUCUACUUCUUGGCCUGUGUCGCAGGUGACCGGUACCUGGCGGUGGUCCAUGCCGUGCGCUCGCUCAAGCUCCGUCAGGCCCGCUACGCCCACGUGGCCAGCUUCUGCCUGUGGGUGCUGGUGACGGUUUCCAUGGCGCCACUGCUGGUGACGCAUCAGACGGCGGAGGUGAACGGCGCGACGGUGUGCCUGCAGCUGUACCGUGAGAAGGCGUCCCGGCGGGCACUGGUCUCGCUGGCCGUGGCCUUCACACCGCCCUUCCUGGCCACGCUGGCCUGCUACUUGCUCAUCAUCCGCAGCCUGCGGCACGGCUCGCGGCUGGAGCCGGCCUUGCGCCUGCGGGCGCUGCGCACCAUCGGCCUGGUCAUGUUCAUCUACGUGGUCUGCUUCCUCCCCUACCAUGCCAGCCGCGCCACCUACAUCCUGGGCUACAGCCUGGACCUGCCCUGCCGCACCCAGAGAGCCCUGGCGCUGGCCAACCGGCUCACCUCCUCCCUCACCUGCCUGAACGGGGCACUGGACCCCCUGGUGUACCUGUUUGGGGCGGAGAAGUUUCGCGGGACGCUGCAGAAGUUACUCUGCAGGGGGCAGGCGUCCAGCUCCAGCGCCACCAGUGGCGACCUCAAGGGUACACACGAGAGCUCGGUCAGUGCCAAGUCCGAGUUCUAGAAGAUGAAGGACGCUGAGAGAUCUUUCUUUUUUCAUGAACUUGAUAUAACUGGUCUGGGCAGGGCACCCAAACAUGAGUAAAUCUCAAUAUUUAUAUCGUAUUAAGUCUAUCAAUAAAAAUAGCAUUUCAUGUCUCAAAGAACUUGACAUGAGCCUCCAUAUUCAUACAGGUAAACAUAAAACAUUAUACCGCAGUAUUAUACUGAAAUGUAAUGUUGUGUAAUGUAAUAAAGUGAGUGGGAUUUAGCUUUUAUCCAAAGCGACAGGGACUCACAAUGUUGGGCUUGGGAACUGAACCCAGGCUGACCAUUUUGUUAGGCAGCAAGAGCUACCAUUGCUCCACCACAAGAUUUUAUACCAUAUUUUAUACGCAGACUUACAUUAUUUAACUCUAGUUUGUGCAUGAUUCAUAACAGUGGUCUAUGGUUAUGAAAGAUCAUAACAAGCAUUAUGAAGCAUCACUAACAUUAUUGUGGAUAUGAGGGAGCUCAUCAUCAGAAAAAGUUCUGUUCUGGGCCCCGUCCCAACUUCUGGGCAACAUUCAUUCUGGACAUUAUCCUGCCUAAUGUCUAUCCUUAGAGAGGAUGUGAAAAAAGAAUAUAAACUGAGCCAAUCUCUUCCAGAGAUUUACUUUGAAAAUGUGAUGAAACAAAAAUAACCACAUGCAUUUUCUUUAUCUGACAGGGUCAGAGAAUUCUUUCUGUGGUAUUAGAUAGAACCCCAUGAUAUUGCGUUGUAUCGUCGCUCUUCCUCAACACGAGUAACCCUUUCCUACACUUUCUCUCCUUCUCUACACACCGUACUAUCCUUAUUAUAUAACUUGCUAAUGUCUGUUUGCUAGACUUAGGCUGUUUAUAUACUCAACUCCAUGUGUGUGAAUUGCUCAUAUUUCAGAACAUUAUAAGAAAAGACUACACGUCAUGAGUCAAAGAGUUUAUACCUGGUCAUUCUCUGCCAUCUUUAAUUCAUGGGUUGUAUGUUAUUAACUCUGACAUGAAUUCCUGGGUUUAUAUUCAGACAUUCCUUAUUAAUCCCAAAACAGCUACACAUCAUCCUCAAUGGUAUAAGUAAUUUUCAUCAAUUUCCCCUUUGCUGUUUCAUAUGCUAUGCAAUCUUGCUUUUGUAGAUAAUCUUUCAAGCCAAAUCCACUGUUUGCUGUGGCACGAUUCUGAUUUUUGUACAUUGUAAUGCACUAUAUUACUACAGUGUUUCUAAGCUUUUGACAUCACAGUUAUUAUUUAGACAUUUUGGGUGUUGCCAUUCUGAACAAUGGCGAAUCAAUCUGAAAUGAUUUACCAUUUGUAUUCUUAUUUAUGAUCUUUCAGUUUAUCUUUUUCAUGUGUUUAUUAUCAGUAUUUCAAUAAAUAUAUUACAGUAUAUAAAAU